This is a messenger RNA of Helianthus annuus (common sunflower), 930 nucleotides long. RefSeq lists its product as uncharacterized. The coding region runs from base 100 to 768 and encodes 222 amino acids. Lineage: Eukaryota; Viridiplantae; Streptophyta; Magnoliopsida; Asterales; Asteraceae. The transcript has 2 exons. The record is from RefSeq and is a predicted model, not a curated record.
ACCCACAUGGCCAAACCAUCCAAUCCAAGCAUUCAUCUAUAAUCUCUCUAUCAAGGUUUCAACAAAGCAACACAAAACUCAAGAAAAUCACAAACAAAAAUGGGUUACUGGUCAGCUGAAAAUGCCACAGAAGCAUACAUCAAAACCAUGAAAAUGGGAAAGCGAGCCAACGAACCGGACAUAGCGGAAUUCAUCUCCGCGAUCGCAGCAGGAAACAACGCGCAACUCAUGGUGGUCGCAUGCGCGGCCACAGCCGGGCUAACCACAUUAGGCCUCAUUGCAGCAUCUCACCAAACCGGUGGUAAACUUAUUUGCAUUGUAAAAGGGAUAGAAGAACUUGAAUCCUCCAAACAAGCACUCAACUCGGAUGCAAACCACGUAGAAUUCGUCGUGGGAAACGCACAAUCUUUCUUGUCCAACGAGUACAAACUCGCGGAUUUCGUGGUCAUUGAUUGUAAUCUAGAGAACCAUGAAGCAGUUCUUGAAGCUGUUCAAAACAAUAGGGAAAAGAGUACUAUUGUGUUGGGGUAUAAUGCAUAUUGGAAAGAUUCAUGGGUGUGGAGUAGAUUAAACAGUCAUUUGUUGCCCAUUGGAGAAGGGUUGUUGUUGAUGCGAGUUGCCGGAAAGGGUGACAAUGGUGGUGGGAAGAGUGGUGGUCAUGGUUGUGAUUCGAGGAGGAGUCAUUGGGUGGUUAAAGUGGAUAAAUGUACUGGUGAAGAACAUGUUUUUCGGGUUAGAUCGCCGGGUGGUAGGGUUGUUAAAGCUUAAGGUUUUUGAAUGUAUAUAGUUGUAGGUUGUUCAUGAUCUAUUGAUCAUCAUCAUCAUCUUCUGGGUGCAUGUUAAUUGAAUCACCAGAAAGAUUAGUGAUCUGUACUUAGUGAUCAUCCAUUAAGGGGUUUGCAUUUAUGUUAUAACUUGGCAUCCGUACAA